GAAACUCUCCCUGUGUGAAGUAGCAUAAGCACGGGGACAGACAGAGUGGUUCAAAUUUGAAGGAUUAUGGCUUCCUCUUCUUCUGCUCCGUUUGAUGAGUGUGAUCAGGAAGGUUUAGGGUUAUCGCAAGAAGACUACGACCUGAUGUAUGGGUCUGAAUCCGGAUGGGUGGAGGCUCGAUCUUCGUGCGAUCAUCUUGCCUCCUUAUCCGCCGAUCUCAGCCACAUUCCGCCUCCCGGCACACCCUGCCACACCUGCCAACACCCCUCCGAAAACUGGCUCUGCCUCUCCUGCAAGCAGGUCCUCUGUGGCCGUUUCGUCAACAAGCACAUGCUCCACCACUUCCACCACACUAAUCACUCUCUCGCCCUCAGUUUCAGUGAUCUCUCCUUCUGGUGUUUCUCCUGCGACGCUUACUUGGAUGCCCAACUCAUUCCCCAACUGCGCCCUGUUCAUCAACUAGCUUACAUCAUCAAAUUCGGCGAGCCUCCACCACUCCCUCUUAUUCAACAUCAACCUUCCUCUGCCACCUCGGAUUAGUAAAUCUCCUGUUAACUUAUAUCGCUGCUUUUGCUGUUGGAUAGUAUCUAAGCAAUUGUAAGAUUUUACUUCAUCAAUCCCGAUGCUUGCCUCUUGUGUUUACUCCACUUCUCAUUGCAUUAGCUUAGGUGGUGAUGUUUAGCCUCAUAGGUAAUUCAGUUCUGCAUCCUUCGUGUCAAGCCAAGGUACAAUUUUCGGAGUGCUAAACAUGCCAUGGAAUGUUUUUCACUUUUUCCUCUAAAUUGAUUUUACCUAACUCUGGUGGAGUAAGUAUGUUCUUAUUUUUUGUUAAUGGAGAGGUAUUGCCUAUUGUAAUUACAGA
This is a messenger RNA of Vigna angularis (adzuki bean), 862 nucleotides long. RefSeq lists its product as uncharacterized. NCBI's taxonomy places the organism in Eukaryota, Viridiplantae, Streptophyta, Magnoliopsida, Fabales, Fabaceae. The transcript is spliced from 4 exons. The record is from RefSeq and is a predicted model, not a curated record. Gene Ontology annotation, molecular function: zinc ion binding. The coding region runs from base 67 to 540 and encodes 157 amino acids.